AAUCUCCCACUUUCUAAACACUCGAAAAAACAGCUAGCGUUUUUGUAACCGUAUUUUAUCUAACUGAAGCAAUACAGGUCGGCGAUUCCGUUCAUUUUGCUUGCCCAUUCGUCAAGUUGUGGAAAUUAUUUCACAGACCGCACGACUUGUUCACAACUAAAGACGAGUCCCGGAUUUCAACUAAGGAUGGCUUCUCGUGGGAAAUCAGAAACCAGCAAGCUGAAGCAGAACAUGGAGGAACAGCUCGACAGACUGAUGCAGCAGCUUCAGGACCUGGAGGAAUGCAGAGAAGAACUGGAAGAGGAAGAGUACGAGGAGACAAAGAAGGAAACGCUGGAGCAGCUGGGUGAAUUCAACGACUCCCUGAAGAAGAUCAUGAAAGGAGACAUGACACUUGUGGAUGAACUCGGUGGAAUGCAGCUGGCGAUCCAGGCCGCCAUCAGCCAAGCAUUCAAAACUCCGGAGGUGAUCCGGCUUUUUGCCAAGAAGCAGCCGGGACAACUGAGAACCAGACUAGCAGAGAUGGACCGAGACGUGAUGGUGGGGAAACUGUCGCGGGACGUGCACACGCAGCAGAAAAUGGAAAUCCUCACGGCCCUGAGAAAACUGGGAGAGAAGCUCACUGCAGAGGACGAGAGCUUUCUCGCUGAAAAUGCCACAGCCUCUCUGAGCCAGUUUGAAAAAGUGACCGCAAACCUCGGAUCUGAAGACAAAAUCCUGGCCUUGGCCAGCUCUGGUGUGAAAACCAAGGCAUAGCACUUCUACCAAACGUUAUUAUCAAGUCCGUCUUCGCUCUGACUGAGAAAAAUGUGCCAAUCAGUCAUAGGUCUGGUGAAUCAGUGCACUUUUAAGUGGAACUGGACAAGUAGACGCUAACACUUUUUAACAGUAUUGUUUUAUACACGUCAGACUUUUGUAAAUGUCUUUUAUUUGUCCAGCGAAGUGUAAAAUUGUAUUAUAGGUACGAGCGUGUUUUUUUAUUUUUUUUUCUUGACUAUGAAGACGCGUGCAUGAAUGUAGAACAGUGCAGGACGCUCAAGAGGAACGUGCUGCUGUGAUUUUUGUGCUGUGUUUCUGUUUUAAAAACUGAACAUUCAACAGUGAUGUUUUAAAAAAAAAAAUGCUGAUUUCCUGUGUGGGAAUCUGAAAACUCUGUGAAUGUUAAUCAUGUAGUGUUUUUUUUUUUCUAAACUGCGUGGCUUUGGACAAAAUAACAGGAACACAACAUGAAUGAGAAAUCUAAAGUAACUUGUGUUGCAUACUGUAAAGCUUCAGUGCUCCAGUUUGAAUACAAUACACAGACAUCUGGCUUGUAUACAGCCUCUGAUGAUAAAAUGUGUGUCUCUCCCGGACCCUAGCAUACCUGGAAAGAAAGCUUUACACCUCUUGUGAUUGGAGUUUAUAAAUUAUGUCAGGAUAGUCUCAAAACUGUUUUAAAAAACACAAAAAUGAUAAGAUACAACUUCACUAAUCCCCAAGGGGAAGUGUAGCAUAAGCAAAGGGUGCAGGCUGGAGUAAAAGCACUGCAAUGAGGACUGUGGACUUUGUAGUGCUAUAAGCAGGGUCAAGUGGCUCUAACUGAAAGUGAAGACUAGAUAUCAGUUUUUAUCUGAUAAACUACUGAAAUAUAACUGACUGCUUCUGCAACGCCCUUUAUCCUUCAUUCGCAUAUUGCCUGGUCAAGGCCAAAUACACCUACAGCGCCACCGUAAAAACAGAUAAGAUCCAGAAAUAUGUAGCAAAUCAGUAAAACAUGCAAAAAAAAAGAGAAUUACAUUUGUGACAGUGACAAGAUCUGAAGUGUUAACCACACACACCACAGUUACGUAAGAAGAAAUCUACUCUUAUUUGAGAUAAUACUCUUGAGGUGACAUCAUAACAAAGCAAACAGAUAUUUACUACAUAUUUAGAUGUUUAUUUUAUUGAUCCUCCACAGAGUCAUUCAUAAUCCACUAUUUCAAACUUUGUUACGAUCAUAUAAAGUUUUAAUAUUUAGAAUAUGAAGCAAAGCAUCAAAGUCCGUACUUUGAAUGGGUUAAAAAAAAAAGUGUUUUGUUGGUUUUAAUUACUUUUUGGGCUUUAAAGGAGUUUAUUUUACUUUCAACCACCAGAGGUCGCCAACGCUCAAUAUUUAACAGACUUCCAUUGGCAGCACCUGCCCUUGCCAGUUCAUUAGGUACAUUAGCAAAAACGAGUGCCUUCAAAUGUAACAGUCCUGUACUAAAUCUGAUCUCCACUGAGGUUGUAUUUGUUCCAAAUAACAGAGAGCAGCUAAUUCUACUGUUUUCAUGGUGAAGGCCAUGGUUUGUAUAGUACUAUUGACUUUUACUAUGCUGCACAUGCAACACGUUUCUAUCAAGGUUAGGUAAAAUGAUUAGCACUUUUCUGAUGCCGUUUCAUUAGGCAUCAGAAUUGGUUCUUUUCCUCUAGCGCACCUAAUGUUUUGGCAGUGUCUGAAUGAAAACAGCAGACAGAAGUUAUACCCCAUCUCAUCAUCCUUUAUUAUGUUUACGAGCAAGCAUCGACUUCACUACAAUUUGCCUCUCAAUUGGUAGAAAAGUGAGAGCAGCUCCAACAAGCACAAAGGAAGCAUCCGGCCGUCCUGGAAACAUCGCCAUCGUCCAUUUUUAAACAAAUUGUCAAAAGAAAAAGGAGAAAAAAAAAAAAAGAAAAAAGAGAUGAUAUCUGGAGUGUCAUGGAUGUGUGAAACAGACCGUCGGCAGCGUAUCACGACUCCUUUCUCACUCCAGGCUCACAACUCCACACGGAACGAAAACACAAAACUGGUGUUUCAUGCAAAAGUCAAUUCCCCCCCCCGAGAGUAGUGUUAUUACAAUAUGGCUGCGUUUCAGGUUGCUAGGCAGUGACAUUCAUUUCCUACCAACUGAGCUCAGGGGCUGAUCAGAAAGCAUAAACUGGAGAUGAUGGUGGAGUCACGGUGGAGACUGUGCGCACGUACCAGUGACCCAAACUGUACUGUUAAAACCUCUGACGAGAAGGGUGUUUGACGUAAUGAAACCGUGAGGAUUUCUGCUCUCGGCCGACAGGCUUAUUUAUACUCCGGUGAAUUUCAUGCUGCCCUCAAAAAUCACUUCUCGACAAGUCAGGCAAUAGGACACCGUUCAGAAUCACCUUCCACUAUACACAAAUAGGUCAGUUAACAGUAUACCCAUGUAUGCUGCCAAAGCGAUUUCAUAAUGUACUGUACAUCUUUUUAAAGGUGGAUUCCGUCAAUAUGAUUUAGUACGAUAUCUAUAGAAGAUACAAUAUGGAUCUACUUCCUCUACACAUCAACAAGGACACAUGACAUCUAUGUAAAAGGUUUUCACUUCUUUUUUUUUCUUUUUUUUUUAAUAAAACUAGCGGUGGACUAUCGUUACGACGAACUGAGAGAAAACGCAUCCCAAGCUAUGUAAGAAAUCUAGUAAAUUAAAAAAAAAAGAAAGAAACACAAAUAAAAGAACAUGGAUACGUUUGUUUUGUUUUUUGUUUGCUUUUUUUAGUUUUUUUUUUUUCUUGUUAGACCUGCUAAUUACGCUAUGAUCGGCAAAAGGCACUCCCAUCUCAGCCGGCUCAGACCUGGGCUCCAAGUCAUCAUGGAGGGGAGACUACAAUAGAUUUUCACCACAGAGGCGAGAAAAAAACAAAAAAAAAAAUACAAAUACAGCUCAAAUCCUCCCAAGAGACAAAAAAAGAAAAAGUGUCAAAUGUUUCUCAAUUCAAUUUUGGCCUCUGGAAAUAGAUUCACAUGCAACUCUUUUCUGAUCCUGAUAAUGCCACUUACUGCAGACCGCAAUGCCACAAAUCUGGUUUCACUUAAUGCUUAAGGUUUGGGAAAUGUACCCAAAAGAACGUAGGUACAUUUUACUUUAGUGAAAGAUACAUAUAUGUAUAUAUAUAUAUAUAUAUACACACACACACACACACAACAGUGUCUGAGUGGAGAUUAAGAGGCUGGACACAUUUAUUUCCCUCCCCCCCGCCAUCAACUGUAUAAGCUCUAUACCAACACCAGAAGGAAAAGAAGUUUACCAAAUGUAAACAAAUAUCAACUCUACAGUACAGUUCCAUGUACAAUAAAAUCUAGUGGUCUACUGCAAAAAAAUAUCUCAUUUUAAGAUUCAAACGAUUUUCAUUUUUUGCUUUCAAAGUGUUUUCCUGCCGCGCCGAUUCUUUCGAGGCGGGAAAACAGUUUAAAAACACAUCGGAUGAAGGUAUUAUUAUUAUUAUUAUUAUCAUCAUUAUUAUUUAAAGGUUAAACAGCCGUGGAAAAUAACCCGCAACAAAGAUAUCCUGAAAAGUACUUUCACUUCCCGACAACUAUUCGACCACCAGUCUCCGCUAAAGCUAAAGAAAAUACGCUCUUUCAGUAGUUUGAAAGUUUAUUUGUUUCCUUCCUACUUCGGCUUUUUCUUUUCUUCUUUCUUUCUCUCUCUUUUUUUUUUUUAAAGCUGCUGAGGAUAUCUCUCUGCUCGUCCAGAAAUAUUAAGUACCCACAUUUUUGAAGAUCAACAGCACGGCCUCCCCUCCCUCCCUCCCGUUUGUGAAGUUCAGCGCGACCAUGUCCAUUUGUACAUUUCUUCUUCUUCUUCAAAAAAAAAAAAAAAAAAAAAGAAAAGAAAGAAUCCCCUCUGUACAACAGUGAGAUCUACUGGGAAUGAAACACGUUUGACAGCAAGAGUAGAGCGUAAAAGCAUGAACGAAACCGUCGACCAGUCCUGCCUAGGAGAAAGCUGAGAAAAUGAUUUUACUCCUUGCAAAGAAAAUUAAAUAUGAAAAUAAAAAAUAAAAUAAAAGACAAAAUGGACACCACUUUGUCGAGGAAACCUCCUCAUAUCAGUCCUGGGUUUCUCAUCGUGAAGCAGAUCAUUUUUGUACAAGCAUGAUGGAACUUGGCUUUAGCGGAAAUUCAGCGACAUGCUACAGCCUGUGAGACACAAAUAUUCUACAUUACGUAUUUUUUUUAGAUAUUGGACCCCGGUGAGCAGGCCUCCACUAACACACUGACUAAUUACAUGGUUUCUUUUAUAUUUACAAAAUCUUUAAAAAGCAAUUUAUUUCUCUACACGUAUGACUUCCCGAAUUUUUCCUCAUGCACUAAAAGAAGAAAGGAAAAGAAAAGGAAAAAAAAAAAACGCAGUCUACUUGUUAAAAGCUCUGUUUCACGGUGGAAUAAAAGUUAGAAGCUAUCGGUGAGUUUAGCUGCAAACGGAUCUAAAAGCAUCAGCAAAGAACAGACAGACAUCAGGAAAACCAACAUUAUUUUCCUUUUUAAAAGCCCGAGAGGAAACGAAAAAAAUAAAAUAAAAUAAAAAGUGCAGGGUUGGCUUCCUCACUCAGUUCAAAACAAAUGUAGGCCAAGUUUUCCUGGGAAUUAAAAUAUAAUAAAUUAAAAAAAAAAAAAAAAAAAA
Molecule: messenger RNA, 5411 nt
Organism: Mugil cephalus (flathead mullet)
Lineage: Eukaryota; Metazoa; Chordata; Actinopteri; Mugiliformes; Mugilidae
Gene: lzic
Product: leucine zipper and CTNNBIP1 domain containing
Exons: 7
Coding region: 187-756 (189 amino acids)
Molecular function (GO): beta-catenin binding
Source: RefSeq, a predicted model, not a curated record